CUUGUCUUUGCUGAUCAAAAGGCUCGCUGAUGUGACUGACCUCUCCAUGCACCCAUCCCAACCAAGUAUGUAGUCAUUUGUACCCAAGUACCCACGUCCUUGGCUGUGUAAGUUGGAUUCAUACAAAUGAACAUCGUCUCCUCCAACUUAUUCCCAACCAGACUUUCUACCAGCUACCGUUCUAACUUCGACAAUAACUCCCUCUCAACCAUCGCUGCUCCGCUAUUGCGUGCUAUAUUGCAACACUAGACUGAAACAUGAUACAAUCUUGGACCAACUUAUAGAAGAGUAUAAACCACCGCCAACGUCUCCGGAUCCCGUCGUCUCGCCUUGAACAUACACCAGACAGCUCCGAUUUACUUCCCGCUAAGGCUUCGCUUCGAUAUCUUGGACCCAGAGCAAGUUUGAUAGUCUAGUCUUGUGUAAAGAAAAUAACUAUACAUAAUACUAUUCUUCUGCUGUCAAGUCGACCUCGAUCCAACGCCUAAGUUUAUCCUAACGUCUACAAACCACACAACCACACACCAUGUCUUCCGACCUAUCUUGGGAGCCUAUGUUCUGCCUUGCCUGUGACAGGCAGACUGACGGCGCUACCUACUGCUGCGAGUCUUGCAGGCUCUCCGACUUCGAGAAGACGUCUUCCACGACAAGCACGCCUGCCACCUCUCCAGGCCUUGCCAGCCCGUCCUCUUACAACUGGACGGCAUCGAAGCCUCAAUCCAAGUUCUUCUUACCUCCCGCCUACGACUUCAGUAACGCACAGCCCUACGGCUCAACUCCUCUACCUCAAUCGUACUUAUCCCAACGCUCGGAAUCGUCAUCCUCCUCGACCCGAGCCCUCACCCCAUCGAGCUCCCAUAGCAGCCUAUGUUCCCUCCGCAGUACUUCCUCGAGCACUGAAAGCACGCAAUUAUCAGAUAAGGCCAAGAAGCAAUUGAGGGACUACGCCAGCUCUUUCGAGCACGCUCGCCUUCAACAACAACGAAGACGAUCCUAUUAAACGUCGGCUAGACGAAAAAUCUACGUUUUCUACCUCCGAUGAACAUCUAUCCACCACUCCACUUGUUAUACCCAUUAAGCAUGU
Molecule: messenger RNA, 1084 nt
Organism: Daldinia caldariorum
Lineage: Eukaryota; Fungi; Ascomycota; Sordariomycetes; Xylariales; Hypoxylaceae
Exons: 1
Coding region: 527-1000 (157 amino acids)
Source: RefSeq, a predicted model, not a curated record